UAUUUGCAGGUGGCAGAGUCUGACGUGAAUACAUCGACCUCUAUGAAGGGUGAGGAUGACGGGUGAGUUACCGCCCUUUCUAUAUCACUCACUCUUGCUUCUGUAUCUGAUUUUCUCCGACAACCAAAUCUAUGGCUUCCGAUUCUUCUCCGAAUUUCAACAACGGUCCUUCUUCCCCCGACGACUCCCUUUCCAGCCCCAUCAGCAACACCUUCUCUUCUCCGGGAAGUAGGCGCCGCCGCCGCCGCUCCUCCACUCCCUCCGCAUUCGCCACUCCGUCGGAGCGCUGAUCUCGAUUCGCCUCCUCCGAAGCCACCCCAACCGCGCCGCGCUCCCGCUAAGGCGUCGGCGGAGGUGGGCGCGUUCCCGUCACACCUACAUCCACAACAUAUGACGCGGCGGCCUCGUCUGACGGCGGCGAUGGCUACGACAUGGACGACGCCAGGCCCACCUUUGUGUGGGGCACUAACAUAAGGGUGGAAGACGUGAACGAUGCUAUUCACAGGUUUUUGAGGGACUUUAGGGAAGUGUCUUCGUCGCAGGGCGAGGAUGACAGGUUGAACUUGCACACCGAAGGGAAGUAUGAGAAAUUAGGGAUGACGGGUUUAACCGCCUAUGCCCUCUGCAUCAACCUCCUCAACCGCCACGCCUUCUCCUUCUCGUCCAGGAAUGGAUAUAUGAAGGAUGUACUGAAAGAACAAACCUUGUCCCAGCUUCAGGAUCAAACAAUUUGGCAAAUUUUGAAGGCGAGAAGUGACCAUCCUAUUUUUAAACCUAUUUUUAUUGUGGGAAUUUCAAUUUCUUUUUUUGUGUGCUCUGUCUCAGUAUAUUAAAAAGAAAGAAAAUGGUCAGUGUUUCCGUGCUAAAAGAAAAAAGAAAGAGAAAUUGAAAGAUAAGCCCGGAAUUGCGGUGACAAAUCCAUUUUGCACACCUCAUUGGAAGAAAUACCGAACAUCUACGCAUGCCCUUAUAGUAGUAUGCUGAAGUGAUGUGAUGCCUCUGUGUUGUGUGUUCUGUGUUUAAGACAAAAGUGUUUUUUUUGUUUUUUCUAUUGGUUUACAUCUUGAGAUGGAUUCAUCCAUCACCUUCGAUUGUGUUGUGCUGUGUGUUGUGUAUGUGACUCUUGAUUCUGUCCACCACAGUCCAAAGAAAAAGUAGCUUUCAACCCUGUACUGGAAUGGUGUAUAUUUUAUUCUGGUUUUAAAUCUUGUACACAAAAUUAAUGUAGUUUAAUUGUCAUUAAAAAAUGUUUAAAUUUUUUAACGGUUUGUACAUGUGUACAUUUACUUUUCGUAUCUCCACGUCCAAGAACUAGAUCUCUUCAGCAGCCAACAGACACAGAAUUUACAAGACCGGUUUUUGCUCCUUAUCUUAAGCUUCUGUAAAAGUUUUAUCUCGCCUUCACACAACAUUGCCACCUACCAUUUGCUGUAGUUUUUUUGGUUUUUCAAAUCUUGGGGUUGUUGAAAGUUCUGAACUUUCUUGAUUCAAUUGCAAGUAUGGUCUUGAAUGCAUACUUCUAAGAAAAGGGUACCUUUCAACUUUUUGAACGCUUCUUCUUCGUCAUGUAUGUAUCUAUGUACUUGAUGAGCAUGUGCUGCCUCGUGUCAUUGGAUGUGUGAAUUUUCUUAACUCAUUUCACAGAGGUCAUGCAUUAUUCUGGCUCCUACUGCUGCUUCUCUCUGCAUCCAAGACCUGGUGUCGGUUUAGACUUAAGAAUUCCUGAUUCCGGAUUGUUGAAGUGUGAGGUGGAGACCCCUUCAAUCCUCUGGCAUUUGCAUGUUCCGAAUUUGAGAAGCUUAAUAGGAUUUUGCUGAAGAAAUUUAGGAUCUGCAUUAAUUUGAAUGGGGCAUUCUGCAGCCGUAUGGGACUAUAGAGCAGCAACUGAAAUUACAAAGGACUGGAAUGGAAUUGAUCAAGUUCUGCUUCGGACCCCAAGGGGUUCUUCGGCACGGGUAAGCUUACAUGGGGCGCAGGUCACUUCAUGGCGGAAUGAGCACGGGGAAGAACUUCUAUUCACAAGCAGCAAGGCAAUUUUCAAGGCUCCAAAAGCAAUUCGAGGAGGAAUUCCCAUGUGUUUUCCACAGUUUGGAAACUGUGGAUCGCUGGAGCAGCAUGGUUUUGCAAGAAAUAGAAUGUGGGCAAUUGAUGAAAACCCUCCUCCUCUUCCUGGGAAUGACUCCAGUGGGAAAUCCUUCAUUGACCUGGUGCUAAAAUCAUCUGAAGAAGAUAUGAAGUGCUGGCCACACAGUUUUGAAUUCCGUCUUCGGGUGUCUCUUGCAGCAGAUGGGGACCUGACUUUGAUAUCUAGAGUCAGGAAUAUAAAUGGCAAGCCAUUUAGUUUCUCAUUCGCGGAUCACACAUACUUAUUGGUUUCUGACAUUAGUGAGAUAAGGAUUGAAGGUCUGGAGACACUGGACUACCUAGACAACCUUUUCAAAAAAGAACGAUUUACUGAACAAGGAGAUGCAAUAACAUUUGAAUCUGAGGCGGAUCGAGUUUAUCUUAGCUCUCCAAACAUAAUUGCAGUGCUAGAUCAUGAGAAGAAGCGAACAUUUGUUAUAAGGAAGGAAGGUCUCCCUGAUGUUGCUGUGUGGAAUCCAUGGGAAAAGAAAUCAAAAUCCAUGGUAGAUUUUGGUGAUGAAGAGUACAAACAGAUGCUUUGUGUUGACGGGGCGGUGAUAGAGAAACCGGUGAGCUUGAAGCCGGGAGAGGAAUGGACCGGUCGGCUGCAGCUAUCAGUUGUGCCAUCAAGUUUUUGCAGUGACCGUCUUGGUCUUGACAGAAGUGGUCUUUGAGGAAUUGUACAAAAUGGGUCUGAGUUAAUGCUGCUACUACAUCCAGCAAUGUAGCAGCAUCUAGUUGUAGAAAUAGUGCUGUUCAGUAGGAGUGUCAGGUUUUAUGUUGUUAUGAUCUUAGGCUAGAAAUAGUGCUUUAUAGAGGCCUAUGUUUUGUGUGAGAAUGGCUUUCAAGUGUUACCAGGUCAUUAGUCAGUUGGUUCCUUCCGUUCUGCUAUGGAUGCUCCUUCUUUAAGCAUUAGAUUUGUUGAGUUGGUGCCGAGUUUAUUCUCUCCAUGGAUUUGAUGAUAUGUUCCACGGCAUGGAUAAUUUAGCUUUGGUGUUCCAAUUUGCUUAUAUUGGAUGGUUACGGCUAUGAUCUGCCUCUCAUGACAGAGAUAAAACGAGUGAUUAGUGGACAAUGUGAUCAUGCAUCUUUUUUUGGCA
Molecule: messenger RNA, 3224 nt
Organism: Vigna angularis (adzuki bean)
Lineage: Eukaryota; Viridiplantae; Streptophyta; Magnoliopsida; Fabales; Fabaceae
Product: putative glucose-6-phosphate 1-epimerase
Exons: 10
Coding region: 1845-2798 (317 amino acids)
Biological process (GO): carbohydrate metabolic process
Molecular function (GO): isomerase activity; carbohydrate binding
Source: RefSeq, a predicted model, not a curated record